Messenger RNA from Rotaria socialis, 264 nucleotides. NCBI's taxonomy places the organism in Eukaryota, Metazoa, Rotifera, Eurotatoria, Philodinida, Philodinidae. The record is from the annotation of a GenBank genome assembly.
AUGAUGUCAAUAUCAUUGAUCUUCUUAUUGAUUGGUUGCUGCUUUGCAGCUGAGAAAUUGGCAUCCUAUAAUGUGGAUCCAAGUGAAACAUCAGUUCCCGGUAUAUCAUCUGGCGGAUAUUUUGCUACACUAGUACAAGUCGCCUUUUCCGCUUCAAUAAAAGGCGCUGGAAUUGUAGCAGGCGGUCCUUAUAACUGUGGUGGACAAAUGAGUUACACCAAUUGUAUGUACGCGAGUAGGGGUGUCAGUUUACAGUUUAUUUAA